This is a messenger RNA of Pan troglodytes (chimpanzee), 2734 nucleotides long. RefSeq names its product RNA terminal phosphate cyclase like 1 (gene RCL1). Gene Ontology annotation, molecular function: RNA endonuclease activity. Gene Ontology annotation, cellular component: nucleolus. The transcript has 10 exons. Bases 419 to 1504 code for a protein of 361 amino acids. Lineage: Eukaryota; Metazoa; Chordata; Mammalia; Primates; Hominidae. Gene Ontology annotation, biological process: ribosome biogenesis; endonucleolytic cleavage of tricistronic rRNA transcript (SSU-rRNA, 5.8S rRNA, LSU-rRNA). The record is from RefSeq and is a predicted model, not a curated record.
AAUAGCGGCGUGGCCCGAAGCGGGGGCCGCCCCGGUCGGGCAGGGAGGCGGGGAGGUGGCCACUGGCUCCGCCCCGCUCCCCUCUGACCCGGUGUCUAGUCUCUCCGUCUUCCUGUUCCAAACCACGUGGACGCGUCUGGGCUGCUGGAGGCAGCCCGAGCCGCCGCCGUCGGUGUCGCCGCCACCACCACCAUCGGAGUCACGAGUCCCGCGUCUGUCCGAAGUCGCCGCUCUCGGGCUGCUCACGUCUCUUCGGAGAGCGCGCACAUGGCGACUCAGGCGCACUCCCUCAGCUACGCAGGGUGCAACUUCUUGCGCCAACGUCUGGUCCUGUCUACUCUGAGCGGGCGCCCCGUCAAAAUCCGAAAGAUUCGGGCCAGAGACGACAACCCGGGCCUCCGAGAGAUGGGAUCUCACUAUGUUGAUCAGACUGAUCUCAAACUACUGGCGUCCAGUGAGCCUUCUGCCUACCUGUCCCAAAGUGCUGAGAUUACAGGCAAGAGCCACAGUGCCUGGCCAUUUUGAAGCCAGCUUCAUAAGGCUAUUGGACAAAAUAACGAAUGGUUCUCGAAUUGAAAUAAACCAAACAGGAACAACCUUAUAUUAUCAGCCUGGCCUCCUGUAUGGUGGAUCUGUGGAACAUGACUGUAGCGUCCUUCGUGGCAUUGGUUAUUACCUGGAGAGUCUUCUUUGCUUGGCUCCAUUUAUGAAGCACCCGUUAAAAAUAGUUCUACGAGGAGUGACCAAUGAUCAGGUUGACCCUUCAGUUGAUGUUCUUAAGGCAACAGCACUCCCUUUGUUGAAACAAUUUGGGAUUGAUGGUGAAUCAUUUGAACUGAAGAUUGUGCGACGGGGAAUGCCUCCUGGAGGAGGAGGCGAAGUGGUUUUCUCAUGUCCUGUGAGGAAGGUCUUGAAGCCCAUUCAACUCACAGAUCCAGGAAAAAUCAAACGUAUUAGAGGAAUGGCGUACUCUGUACGUGUGUCACCUCAGAUGGCGAACCGGAUUGUGGAUUCUGCAAGGAGCAUCCUCAACAAGUUCAUACCUGAUAUCUAUAUUUACACAGAUCACAUGAAAGGAGUCAACUCUGGGAAGUCUCCGGGCUUUGGGUUGUCACUGGUUGCUGAGACCACCAGUGGCACCUUCCUCAGUGCUGAACUGGCCUCCAACCCCCAGGGCCAGGGAGCAGCAGUACUUCCAGAGGACCUUGGCAGGAACUGUGCCCGGCUGCUGCUGGAGGAAAUCUACAGGGGUGGAUGCGUAGACUCGACCAACCAAAGCCUGGCGCUACUACUCAUGACCCUUGGACAGCAGGAUGUUUCCAAAGUCCUGCUAGGCCCUCUCUCUCCCUACACGAUAGAAUUUUUGCGGCAUUUGAAGAGCUUUUUCCAGAUUAUGUUUAAAAUUGAAACCAAGCCAUGUGGUGAAGAACUCAAGGGUGGGGAUAAAGUGCUGAUGACCUGUGUUGGCAUUGGUUUCUCCAACCUUAGCAAGACCCUCAAGUGAUAACCAUCACCAGAUAAGGCCCCAAUGCCUACAGACAAAGCAGAAGCUGCCACGGACACCAAUGGGACCAAGUCCAAAUGGAUUAAUCCAGGACAGAAUAGCCACUUGCUUAAUUUUCUGUGAAGAAAUAUCAAUAUACAAAUAAAAGACAUCCCCGUAGCAUAUGGUUUCCAGCUGUUUCUCCAGUGGCAUUGCCAUUGCCCAGGAGGGGCCCAGUCACCAUGAGAGCUCCCUUGCCUUACCUGGAGGAAGAAUGUGCCUUCAGGCCACAGUCGUGCUGCUAGAACAGUCUCAUAGCUGCAGUUCAGCUGUGCUUCCUCAGCCUACUAUCAUAGGCUUCCUUGGCCCUCUGUCAUAUGGCUGUUUUCCAAACCUGUGGAGUCUGUUACUGUUCUUUCUGCAAGGACUCACCUCCUUGAGCCUUGGUUUUUGUUGUAGGGAUUAAAUGAGAUAAUAUGAGUGGCAGCUCUUCAUGAGUCCUGCAGUGCUAAGCAAAUGUCAGAAAUUGGUAUAGUAGACUAUUUAUCUUUUGUCUUCUGAAUGGAUUGCUGUCAUGGACACAGACACGGAUCUUCAUCUGGUUCAUUGUAUUUAUAUGUGAGGGAUGGGUGGCUGCAGGGGUACAAGUAAGUUAUUGGGAUUUUUUUUAUAUUCCAGGUGUGCUAUACAUUCUUAUUUUAUUUUCACAAUAGCUCUGUGAUGUAAAUGCUAUAUCCAUGAGAAAAUUCAUAAAGGGUGUUUUGUUCCUUUGAAAUGUAUAAUGUAAAGACAUUAAAUCUCCUCAUUUAAGGAUCUAAGUGUAAUAGAGUCAGGGUCUGGGAUUUUGCCCUUGCAAGCUAAUAAGUUAGAUUAUUACUUUUUUAUUGAUGCUACCGGAAGACAUGAGGAUCCUGGGUCAGAGGUAAAGAACUUUACUCAGCAUAGCAAGCAGCAUGAACUGCGUGUUUAUAUUGGUUUCCCCUGUCUCACAGUGGACAUGGAGCGGCCCAGGUAGAUGCUAUGCAUGUUACAAGUUUGCAUCAUAGCCAAAGAACUUGUAAUGUUUGGGGACUCCGCCUAUUUCAUGGCAAGCCUGUUGUUUCACGUGCAGAGAUGACUUCAUCCCUGAAGACUGCCUCCUGCAAACACAGUUUUGAGAAAACCCAGGUAAGAGCCUGGCCAGCAAGAAUAUGCAGGAAUACCAGGAUCCACGGCAGAUUUCCCCUGCCAACGAAUAAAGUCUGCAUUUGA